Molecule: messenger RNA, 768 nt
Organism: Saccoglossus kowalevskii
Lineage: Eukaryota; Metazoa; Hemichordata; Enteropneusta; Harrimaniidae
Source: RefSeq, a predicted model, not a curated record
AUGCCGAGAAGCAGCGAUAAGAGAGGAUCCGGGAAAGGAGGCAGAUACAAGAAAGUAGAGCCACUCUGGCUUCACUGUGAUAAUAGAAAAAGCAGUAAAUCAAACGACCUUGCUGCAUGGGCAAGUGUCGAUCAAUGUGAAACAAGACGCCUUCAUUUGCCAACCAUUGAGUCUGAACUAUCAAAGUUCAAUAAACCAUGCCAGGCUCUAAAUAUGCAAAGUGCAACAGUGGCUGAGAAGCAAACUGGGCUUCUAUUUCCACCUAUUCAUCAAUUCGAUAAUCGAUCACCAUCAUUGCCAAAGAUUGCUUUAGAGAAUUCAGAACCAGCCCACAAUAUCAUCAUUGGAUCACCAAGAGCAUCUGCUGGUGUCUAUACUCGCACCUUUGAGCACAGUCUACUAAAGAAAAGCGGUAAACGAGACAGAAUCAAACUUCCAAAGCUCCAGAUCAGAAUUAACAAAAGCCUGACAGUUGACCAGGCAUCUUUGAAUCCCAGGGCUUUAACUCCACCACUUCCAUCACCAGCAAAACUGCCACCAAUUGACGUCGGUCAAAUGCCAUACAUUCCUGUUAACAUAAUGGAUUCUCGAUCCAAGUCUUCACCAGCUCGUCGACAUAUUCUCAGUGCCAACAGAUUUCCUGAACUGGUUAUUCAUGGUAACAAUGCUCCACGAUGCAAAAUUGAUAUUGAGAACAAAAUGUCCAAAGCUGACAAAUCUAGCCAACGUCGAAAGAUGGUGCAUGUUGAAAUGCACCUUCUCCGAUAA